Camellia sinensis is the source of this 885-nucleotide messenger RNA. The record is from RefSeq and is a predicted model, not a curated record. Lineage: Eukaryota; Viridiplantae; Streptophyta; Magnoliopsida; Ericales; Theaceae.
AUGGACAGUGAUGGGUUCGUUGAGGAUGCGCAAGAACUGAAGUUGUGGCCAAAUAGGAUUGAGUUGGCCUUCAUCCAACUGAUGGUCGAGGAGGUGAAGCAAGACCCCUCAUUAAACAAAAAAAACUCUUUUACCACAAGGCAUUGGACUCGAAUUGACGACGAGCUAUACAGUCAGUUCAAAGUUAGGUACACAAUUAACCGAUUAAAACAAAAGUACCACCGCAUCAAGCAAGCGUACAAUACAUUUGUGAAAUUGAAAAACCAUACGGGGUUCGGUUGGGAUGAGCAGAGGAAAACGGUCAUGGCCCCGGAUGAUGUCUGGGAUCACUAUGUGAAGGCACAUCCCGGAGCAAAAGUGUUCAGGAAAAAGGGUCUAGACCACAUAGACUUGUUAGACGUCCUCUUUGCCAACUCCCAAUCCACUGGCGCACUUGCUCGUGCUUCAACCCAAGGACCCCCAACCUCUGAUGAAGAAAGGGAUAUCCAAAGUGCAUUCUUUGGUGUUGGAAUCAACUCAAAUACCGAUUCCAUCCCUAUUGAUGACGACAUGGACGGAGAUGAUGACCCGAAGGUAGGUGGGAGUAGUGGCAACGAUGGUGGGCGAAAGGGUGCACACUUUGAUUUCGCACUUGAUACAUGGACUGCCACAAACCUUGCCAAAAAAGAAUUUUUUGCUUGCCAAAACAAAAUGGCUAAAGUGAGCCAGGCUGAGAAAAAACAAAACUCCAUUGUAGCAUGUAUCCAAUGUUUGGCAACAAUGGACGAAAUCACUCCCGACCAAUACGUGAAGGCGUGUGAGAGUUUCCGCGAUAAAGCAACGAGGAAAAUGUUCAUGUUGAUGCUACCCAACAUGCAGCUGCAUUGGGUUCGUAAGCUUGCUUAG